Messenger RNA from Aspergillus mulundensis, 1107 nucleotides. RefSeq lists its product as uncharacterized. The record is from RefSeq and is a predicted model, not a curated record. Bases 1 to 1107 code for a protein of 368 amino acids. Lineage: Eukaryota; Fungi; Ascomycota; Eurotiomycetes; Eurotiales; Aspergillaceae. The transcript has 6 exons.
AUGCGGCUGUUCGCGCUCUUGCUGCGCGUGGUGGCCACUUUACCAUUGUCUCUUGGAACUACCGCGCAACAAUGCUCGAGCCGUGAGGACUAUACAGCUCGCACUCAAGCAGAGAUUGACAAGAUAACCCAGAACUGCACCACGAUUGCAGGCGAGCUUGGUCUUGUGGACUGGUCCGGGCCGCUCACGCUUCCCAAUAUCACGCGUAUCAAUAGUAUCACGCUCUAUUCCGGCAACAUCACCUCCAUUGAGCUUCCCGCGUUGGAGUACCUGGGUAGUAACUUGCUUCUCACGGACCUGCCUUCGUUGCGCAGGGUGUAUCUGCCUAGACUGGAGUACAUUGAGGGCCUCUACGUAGACUUUGCGAGCGACGCACCGGAACUGCAUUUGCCAAAGCUGACCAACACAUCGUCAAUUUAUCUACGAGGCAACUUCUCAGAUCAGUCGUUCGACUCUUUGCGCCGUGUUGAGAAGAAAUUCGAUAUCUGCAAUGCUGUCAGCUGCGGCUAUUAUUCUCGCAUGGAGGCUUACACCCCGAUGAGCCUUUCCUUCCCGGUUCUUGAGAGUGUGGGUAGCUUCAUAGUGGCCGGGAAUGUGUCAAGUCUCUCGCUACCUGAACUCAGUACACUCACAUGCAGAGAAUGUGACUGGGCGGCACUGCAACUAAAGCUCUACGGCUCCUCACGGAUACCAGUUGACCUACCCAAACUGAGUUCGGUGAACGGUUCUCUCAACAUCCGAGGGGAUAUUGACUCCAUAUCCCUCCCCUCCCUACAAGAAUACACGCGCGAGCUCAUCAUCACGCCCUACGAACCCCUAAAUAUAACCCUACCGGUCGAAAAGGCAGAGGACUUUUUGUUCACCGGCAAUAUCACAAGCAUCCAACUACCCAACAUCAAAGACUUCACUCGGAUCCACAUCGACUCGGAUCUUGACUUUGAUUGCGACGAGCUCUGGGAAGACCUUGAUCGGACGAGCGGGCCGCUGAAUGAGAGUUGCAAGGAGGAGUAUUUCCAGUGCUCGGUGGGUGUGUCUUGCUAUGCAGGAAGACUACAGACAGUUGCUGUAGCUCUCGGUCUCGUGCUUGGGAUGGGAUUUUUGACGUGA